AUGGAUACGAACCAGAUCCCUCCAAAGCCAUAUCACGAAUUUUCGCCAUUCGGGAAACAUGGCAUGGAAUUUCACUUAUCUCCUAAUGAUUACGACCCUGCGGAAACCGAAGCCCGCCGUGAGAUCAUGCACGCCUACUUCAAUUAUAUGGUUCCUGGUGUACAGCAGCGAGUCUACGAUGAAUUGCGACAGAAAGCCGUCGAUAUGGUUCGCGACAGCAGCAGGAUCGAUUGCAGUGCCUAUAAAACCUCGUUCCUUGAGUACAUGGUUGAUCUGGUCUUCUGGAACAUGUGGUUCAAGAGAUUUGCGUGGCCCGGUCAUACAAUACCCCAGUGGCCAUGGUCUGAAUACUGCCGGCUAACAGGCUCAGGGAGUGACGAUCCAGCUAUGGCUUAUGAAGAGUUGCUCAUGGUCAGGGUCAUGCUUGAGAGAGUUAAUGCCGACUCAGACUCAGACUCAUACACGGUCAGAUCGGGCACCGACAAUACGAGUACUGCCGGCACAGUCUUUUCCGGCACAAGGACUGCCAACACAGUCUCCUCUCGCGCAAGGACUGCCAACACAGUCUCCUCUCGCACAAUAACUGCCGGCACAGUCUCCUCUGGCACAAGGACUGCCGGCACAGUCUUUUCCGGCACAAGGGCUGCCAACACAGUCUCCUCUGGCACAAGGACUGCCGGCACAGUCUUUUCCGGCACAAGGACUGCCGGCACAGUCUCCUCUGGCACAAGGACUGCCGGCACAGUCUUUUCCGGCACAAGGACUGCCAACACAGUCUCUGGCACAAGGACUGUCAACACAGUCACAACGUACCCAACCUCUACUCAGAAUGCCAAUGCUGUGCCAUACAAUACGAGACCUGAGACCUUCAGCUUCACCUUUGCAGCUGAGGGUAAAAACGCCUUUGUCGGAAUUGCCCAGCACAUGGCUGGGCCAAGCCAUUCCAGAAGCGUAGAGUUGAGUAUGCGUUACACCUCGGGAGAAAUUCCUCCUGGUCGGGAUCUAGUCCGACGGAACCCUUCCCGACGGAACCCUUCAAGGAACCUUUCAGGGCCAUGGGUGUUCCCUGACAUCUACAAAAACGAUGACGUUGGCUGGAGGAAUCUGGACUCUGACAUCUACGAAGACGACCUUGACGUUGGCUGGAGGACUCGGGACUAG
Molecule: messenger RNA, 1161 nt
Organism: Ilyonectria robusta
Lineage: Eukaryota; Fungi; Ascomycota; Sordariomycetes; Hypocreales; Nectriaceae
Exons: 2
Coding region: 1-1161 (386 amino acids)
Source: RefSeq, a predicted model, not a curated record